AUGUCACAACAUCAAGAUACAUCUGCUUCUAAAAAUACUAAGUCUACUCUAAAAGUUAGUGUUCCUCCCAUGGGCUUCCCUGAUGAUGAGAUUCUGGAUGUUGCUCCUCUCUCUGUCAUUCCCGGCGCGAACAUUGAUUUGAACCAACCCAUCUCUAUUGAUGCCUCCGCUUCUGCAUGUUCCAAUCAAGGUAAUCCCUCUAGUAUUCCGUCUGGUUCAACUCCUAUCACUAAUUCUAAGGAAGGAACACACUAUACUAAUCGUGUUAUAAGAGACCUAGUUACUAGAAUUCUUAGUGAAGGCCACUAUGUGAAUGGAGUUUCUACUCCCCUUGCUCAAAUGUAUCCCUCUCCUGAGGUUGAACAACCUAGUGGUAAGGGUGAUGAUUCCUCCAGUUCUGAAAAGGACUUGGCUGCUGAAGGGUUACGCUCUCUAGGGAAAAUCGUGUCUGAAAAAGGGAAAUUUGUGCCCUCUAACACUGCUAAUGCUUCCCACUCUGAGAAGCAUGAUGAUGCAAAUGUUGUGAUUGAUCUAGAGGAUGGUAGCUCUGAUGAUCAAGAGGAGAGCUUGAUUCAUCACAUAAAGCCAAGUGUGGCUAAACGCAUGAAGACUCGCAAAGGAAAAUCUGUGGCUGAACUUAUGUCAUCUAGAAAAGCUAAGAAGACUGCUGGUAUUGGUCCCUCCAAACCUUGGAGGACGGUUCAAAUAAAUAAGAGGAAGAGAAGGGUAGCCGUGGAAAGGGAAUUGGGAAAAGAUGUUGCUGAUGUCAAGGAGGUCAUGGACCUGAUACAAGCUGUUGGGCUUUUGAAGACUGUUGUUGGGUUCUCUCAAUGCUACGAAGGUUUAGUCAAGGAAUUUAUUGUUAAUAUUCCUGAGGAUAUUUCUGAUAAGAACAGGAAGGAGUUCUGCAAAAUAAAUAAUGAGGGUGCAGGAGAAUUAGAGGUUAUAGACAAUCAGGUCUGUAGGGAGAUUACAACUAAGCAGGUGAAAGAUUGGCUCUUUAAAAAGCAUCUUCCUGCUGGGAAGUUGACUAUCAAGUUUAUUUUUGCUGUUGGGACAAAAGUGAAAUUUGACUAUGGUAGAUUUAUAUUUGAUCAAAUCAUCAAGCAUGCAACUACUAAUGCAGUUAAGCUGCCAAUUACUUUUCCCUCUAUGAUCUAUGGAAUUAUCUUGAAUCAACAUCCUGGUAUUCUGUGCUCAAAUGAUUUACCUAGUAGAAGAAAACCAGCUCUGCCUGUGCACUACAAACUCUUUGAAGGCAGUCAUGUCGAGGAUAUUGUCAUGACAUCUUCCAUGAAGAAGCUAGUCUCAAAAGUUGGAGCAAUUGUUGAGCUUAAGGAGACUCGCAAAGAGCUAGGUGAAGGGAUUAGGGUAGCCACAGCUAGAAAACAAUCUUUGGAAGCCUUUAUUGCAAGCUUGGAGCAGGCUGAGGGUGAAAAUGUUGAACAGGCUAAUGUCAGCCAUGAAGAAGAAGCUGAAGCCCACACCUCUAGUGAGAGGUCUGCUAACAAUGAUGAUGCAAGUGGCAAUUCUGAUUCUGGUGCUACUGAAGAGGCUGCAAACUCAAUUUAUACUGAGUAG
Messenger RNA from Lathyrus oleraceus (garden pea), 1581 nucleotides. RefSeq lists its product as uncharacterized. The record is from RefSeq and is a predicted model, not a curated record. The coding region runs from base 1 to 1581 and encodes 526 amino acids. The transcript is spliced from 4 exons. Lineage: Eukaryota; Viridiplantae; Streptophyta; Magnoliopsida; Fabales; Fabaceae.